AUGUGGGUAAAUAUCUAUCUAUCUAUCUAUCUCAUUUUUUUGAUUAUCUGUCUAUCUCUCCAUAUCUGUAUGUAUCUUUCUAUCUAUCUAUCUCAGUUUUUUUUAUUAUCUAUCUAUCUAUCUAUCUAUCUAUAUCUAUCAAUCUAUCUAUUUCUAUCUCAGUCUGUUCAUUGGUAUCUAUCUAUCUAUCUAUCUAUCUAUCUAUCUAUCUAUCUAUCUAUCUCAGUAUGUUUUUAUCUAUCUAUCUAUCUAUCUAUCUAUCUAUCUAUCUAUCAGUUUUUCAUUAUCUAUUUAUCUCUCUAUAUCUGUAUCUAUCUAUCUAUCACAGUUUUUGGAUUAUCUAUCAGUUUUUUUUAUUAUCUAUCUAUCUAUCUAUCUAUCUAUCUAUCUAUCUAUCUAUCUAUCAGUUUUUUUUAUUAUCUAUCUAUCUAUCUCUCUAUCUAUCUAUCUAUCUAUCUAUCUAUCUAUCUAUCUAUCUAUCAGUUUUCUGAUUAUCUAUCUCUCUAUAUCAGCAUCUAUCUCUCUAUAUCUGUAUCUAUCUAUAUCUGUAUCUAUCUCAGUAUCAAUGAAAAAAUAACUCUCUCUCUCUCUCUCUCUUCUCUCUCUCUCUUUCUUCUCUCUUAA
Messenger RNA from Acanthosepion pharaonis, 624 nucleotides. Lineage: Eukaryota; Metazoa; Mollusca; Cephalopoda; Sepiida; Sepiidae. The record is from the annotation of a GenBank genome assembly.